AUGCUAUAUAUAUAUUAUUCUAAGAAUAAGAUUAAAAGACAAUUUAUUACAUCAUACUACCUAAAAAGAGGGAAGAAUAUAUUUUGUAAAAGAUUUUAUCAAUUAAUACUAUUUAUUGAAUUAUUUUUAUUAUUUUUAAAUAAUGAUCUUGGAACAGGAAAUGAAAUAAUUUCAAGCUGUGAGUCACCAAAUAUUAUAACAGCAUCAAAGUAUACCUCUGGUUAUAUAUUAUCACCAAAUUAUCCAUCAAAUUAUCCAUCAAAUCAAAAUUGUAGUUAUAUAUUAACGGAUUUUGAAUUAGAAAAUUACUUUCCUAGUAGUAAGCAAUGUUUAAAUGAUUAUCUUUUGGUUGUUGUUAUUGAUAGGAAUAGUAGAAGACAUUAUGAGAAUAGAAUGUGUGGCAAUAAAUUACCGAAACCUAUUAAAACUAUGCAACAUAAAGUAGAAAUUAUUUUUGUUACAUCUAAAAUGAGUAAUAGAAGAGGAUUUAAAAUUAAAUAUGAAUUUAUACCUGAAGAAAAUAUAAUACAACCUGUUAGUUAUUUAGAUGAUAUAAAUAAAAAGUAUCUAAAAGAAUGUGGUGGAAAAACAGAAGAGGGAAAAGAAGAAUUGACAGGAUCUAUACAAUCUCCAGGGUACCCAUCAAAUUAUCCAUCUAACUCUACCUGUUAUUGGUUGAUACGUGUUGGAACUGGUAAAAGAAUUUACAUAAGAAUAACUCAUCUUGACAUAUCUUUAACUAUGGCUGAAUGUGACAAAACUUACCUUCAUAUUAUUGAUGGAUAUAAACAUGAUGGUAAACCAGAAUUUGGUAUUUCAAGAAAAUCUACUAAAACAAAGAUGGAGGCAAAAUAUUGUGGAAAUGAAUUGUAUUAUGCAGAUGAGGAGUCAAAAAGUUUUUUGUCUGAGGGAAAUAGAGUUAUAGUAAAAUUUGUCUCAUCUGAAAAACCAUCAUCAGAACAGUAUAAUAAAUAUGAAUUAGAAGGUAAACCAAUUGGUUUUAAACUUCGAUGGACAGAGGUUCAUGAUUUAGUAGAAGAUGGAAUGGAAAAAAAUUGUAAAGGAUUUACAUGUAAAGGUGGUGAAAUUUGUAUUGAUGAUGGGCAAAAUGUUUGUGCACAAAGGACUAGAUUAUGUAUCAAUGAAACACUAGUAUGUAAUGGUAUAGGAAAUUGUGCUGAAAUGGAUUUUAGUGAUGAAGCAAAUUGUUAUUCUGAUCAAAUAGUUAUUGUUUCAACAAGUGGAAUGAUUAUUGUAAUAAUAUUAAUUAUAAUAACAAUAAUAAUACAAAGAAAUAAAAAAGUUAAAGAAGUUAAUAGGAGAGUAGAAACAUUAAGAAGAAAUAAUGAAAAUAUUUUAUCAAUAAAUCCUGAUGCAAUGAAAAUGAGUAUGUUACUUAAUACAUCAUCAUUUGAUGAUUGUCAAAAAUUUACAUCAACAAAAGAAAUUAUACAUAACGGACAUUGUAAUAAAAGAGGAAAACCUCCAAUACCAGUAAGAAAUGUUUCUAUAAAUCAUUCAAAUUGUAAAAUAACAAAUAAUGUAAUAAAAAUAAAUGAAAAUAGUAAUAUAAAAGAAUUAGAUGAAAAUGAGAUAUGGCAAAGAAGAAGUGAAAAAUUAUUUUUAAAUGAACCUAUACCAGAAAUAUUGGUUGAAAAUGUUUUAUCUGAAGAAGGUAAUGAUAUUGACAUUGAAUAUAUUCAAUCUGAUUGUUAUAAACGUGGAAAGCCAGUAUUAGUUUAA
Molecule: messenger RNA, 1743 nt
Organism: Strongyloides ratti
Lineage: Eukaryota; Metazoa; Nematoda; Chromadorea; Rhabditida; Strongyloididae
Product: CUB domain and Low-density lipoprotein (LDL) receptor class A repeat-containing protein
Exons: 5
Coding region: 1-1743 (580 amino acids)
Molecular function (GO): protein binding
Source: RefSeq, a predicted model, not a curated record